Molecule: messenger RNA, 1233 nt
Organism: Saccharomyces cerevisiae S288C
Lineage: Eukaryota; Fungi; Ascomycota; Saccharomycetes; Saccharomycetales; Saccharomycetaceae
Gene: SPN1
Product: transcription factor SPN1
Exons: 1
Coding region: 1-1233 (410 amino acids)
Cellular component (GO): nucleus
Source: RefSeq, marked reviewed
AUGAGUACAGCCGAUCAAGAACAACCCAAAGUGGUGGAAGCGACACCAGAAGAUGGGACAGCUUCCUCCCAAAAGUCAACUAUAAACGCUGAGAAUGAAAAUACAAAACAAAAUCAAAGUAUGGAACCCCAAGAAACUUCAAAAGGUACCUCCAAUGAUACUAAAGACCCAGAUAACGGAGAAAAGAACGAGGAAGCCGCAAUAGACGAAAAUAGUAACGUAGAAGCUGCAGAAAGGAAACGUAAGCACAUUAGCACAGAUUUCUCAGAUGACGACCUAGAAAAGGAGGAGCAUAAUGAUCAGAGUCUUCAACCAACGGUGGAAAAUAGGGCUAGUAAAGAUAGAGAUUCAAGUGCUACUCCAAGUAGUAGACAGGAAUUGGAAGAAAAACUGGACCGUAUAUUGAAAAAACCAAAGGUUAGAAGAACGAGGAGGGAUGAAGACGAUUUAGAACAGUACUUGGAUGAAAAAAUUCUAAGGCUUAAAGACGAAAUGAAUAUUGCAGCACAGUUGGACAUCGAUACUUUAAAUAAGAGAAUAGAAACUGGAGAUACUUCGCUGAUUGCCAUGCAGAAGGUCAAAUUGUUGCCGAAGGUGGUAAGCGUACUGUCAAAGGCAAACUUGGCAGACACCAUUUUGGAUAAUAACUUACUUCAAAGUGUCAGAAUAUGGUUGGAACCCUUACCUGAUGGGUCUCUGCCAUCUUUUGAGAUUCAAAAGUCACUCUUUGCAGCUUUAAACGAUCUACCAGUGAAAACUGAACACCUGAAGGAGAGUGGUUUGGGGAGAGUAGUUAUCUUUUAUACAAAGUCCAAGCGUGUCGAAGCUCAACUAGCUAGGUUGGCUGAAAAAUUAAUUGCGGAGUGGACAAGACCUAUUAUUGGUGCUUCAGAUAACUACAGAGAUAAGAGAAUAAUGCAAUUAGAGUUUGAUUCUGAAAAAUUGAGAAAGAAAUCCGUUAUGGAUUCUGCCAAAAAUAGGAAAAAGAAAUCUAAGUCUGGUGAAGAUCCUACCUCUCGUGGUUCUUCGGUACAAACCUUGUACGAACAAGCUGCUGCAAGGAGAAACAGGGCUGCCGCACCAGCACAAACCACUACUGAUUACAAGUAUGCUCCUGUGAGUAACCUUAGCGCAGUACCUACAAACGCAAGAGCAGUUGGUGUUGGUUCCACUUUAAACAAUAGUGAGAUGUACAAGAGGUUGACUUCAAGAUUAAACAAGAAGCAUAAAUAA